Molecule: messenger RNA, 2271 nt
Organism: Anguilla rostrata (American eel)
Lineage: Eukaryota; Metazoa; Chordata; Actinopteri; Anguilliformes; Anguillidae
Product: endothelial zinc finger protein induced by tumor necrosis factor alpha-like
Exons: 3
Coding region: 34-2196 (720 amino acids)
Biological process (GO): regulation of transcription by RNA polymerase II
Cellular component (GO): nucleus
Molecular function (GO): RNA polymerase II cis-regulatory region sequence-specific DNA binding; DNA-binding transcription factor activity, RNA polymerase II-specific
Source: RefSeq, a predicted model, not a curated record
GUCACAUGACACGCAGAUCACCUGACCAAACCGAUGGUGGAAAACUGCGGUUUUUCCGUCACAUGGAAACCACAGCCCGGACGCUGGCUACACCCACAUAACCAAUUCCUCCUUUUCACAAUUCAGGAAAGUAUUGUUAGCGGAAAACGUUUCAAAAUGACGAAAUUAGAGAUUUUAAAUGCCUAUUUUACCGAGCGUUUAAUGGCGGCCGCGCAGGAGAUCAUGCACCUGGUGGGCGAGACAGUAAUGGAGUACCAGGAAGAAACUGUUCGGGCAAAGAGGGAGAACGAGAGUCUGAGACGGAGGUUGCGCGAAGCUGGGCUGGAUGGCGAAGCAGGACUAACUAAGCCGGUUCCCCCUCUCUGUGCGGACAGGGCCGUCUCUGAGCAUGAGGAGUGGGGCUCCACAGGGCAGGACACAGAGUCCACACUGACUGCAGUGAAGCUGGAGUUCUCUGAGCCGCAGAGGCACAGACAGGAGGAAGAGGAGCACCUCGGGCUGGAGUCUGGCACAGACGGGUCAGUAAUCCCGUCUCCAUGUUCGAAAAGGGAAUGUGGUCCAGACUCCCUAAACCAGCCAGCGUUCCCACCUCCAUGUGGGAAACGGGACAGCGUACAGGACCCUCAGAACCAUCUGGAUCUCAGACUGCAAAUUGGGAAUACUGAGGAAGAGGAAGGUACUCCCAGUGUCACACAUUAUCAGAUUAAAUCUGAGACUGAUGGAGUUGACUGUACCGUAUCAGAAGAGCCUGGUGAGGCACUGUUCGGUGAUACAUUCAAUCCUGCCAGUCAAACGGAUCAAAGUGAAAACAGUGGACGGGUAAAUGAGGAUAUAAGCAGUCGACCAAUGCUGAUGUCUGUAGAACAGCAUUCCAAAGAAAAACCAGGUGUGCUCCAAGGGGAGAGCUCGCUUUCCUGCGUUCACUGUGGGAAGGUCUUCAUUCAUGUGUCCAGGUUAAAGUCGCACCUCAGAACUCACACGGCGGAGUGUACCUUUCGCUGCGCUGUGUGCGGGAAGUGCUUCAGCCAGUCACGGCUGCUAACGGCUCAUCAGCGAGUUCACACGGGAAACAAGCCGUACUGCUGCAGCAUCUGCGGCAAGAGCUUUAACUAUUUGGCCAAGUUUAAGGAGCAUCAGCGAAUUCAUACGGGGGAGAGGCCGUACCGCUGCAGUUUUUGCGAGUUCUCUCCCCCUCUCCGUGCAGACAGGGCCGUUUCUGAGCAUCAGGAGUGGGGCUCCACAGGGCAGGACACAGAGUCCACACUGACUGCAGUGAAGCUGGAGUUCUCUGAGCCGCAGAGGCACAGACAGGAGGAGGAGAAGCACCGCAGGCUGGAGUCUGGCACAGACGGGUCAGUAAUCCCGUCUCCGUGUUCGAAAAGGGAAUGUGGUCCAGACUCCCUAAACCAGCCAACAUUCCCACCUCCAUGUGGGAAACGGGACAGCGUACAGGACCCGCAGAACCAUCUGGAUCUCAGACUGCAGAUUGGGAAUACUGAGGAAGAGGAAGGUACUCCCAGUGUCACACAUUAUCAGAUUAAAACAGAGACUGAUGGAGCUGACUGUACCGUAUCAGAAGAGCCUGCUGAGGGACUGUUCCUUCAUAAAAUAAAUCCUGCCAGUGAAACGGACCAAAGUGAAAACAGUGGACGGGUAGAUGAGGAUAUAACCAGCCGUUCAAACUUGCUGUCUGAACAGCAUUCCAAAGAACACCCGGAUCUGCUCCAAGGGGACGGCUCGCUGUCCUGCGCUUACUGUGGGAAGGUCUUCUUCCUUCUGUCCAGGUUAAAAUCCCACCUGAGGAGUCACACGGAGGACAGCUCGUUUCAGUGCAGCGUGUGCGGGAAGUGCUUCAGCCAGUCCGGGAACCUCAACGUGCAUCAGCGAGUUCACACGGGCAAGAAGCCGUACUGCUGCAGCAUCUGCGGCAAGAGCUUUAACUAUUCGGGUAAAUUUAAGGAACAUCAGCGAAUUCAUACGGGGGAGAGGCCGUACCGCUGCAGUUUUUGCGGUAAAUACUUUAGUCAGUCCGGACACUUGAAAGCACACGUGAGAAUUCACACAGGAGAGAAGCCCUACAGGUGCCCUGUGUGUGGAACCUGCUUCUCUCAGUUGAGCCAGAUUAAGAGGCACUUGCUAACUCACACACAGGAGAUGGCAUUAGGCAGUCACAGUCAGGGGGGAGAGCUGCACUAACUACUGUACUCUGCUGCAACACAGCAUCCUCAAAUAAAUUAUUUAAAGUAACUGGACUCAAGCUGUUAUUUAUAU